This is a messenger RNA of Penicillium canariense, 1923 nucleotides long. Its product is annotated as alpha-L-arabinofuranosidase A. Gene Ontology annotation, molecular function: alpha-L-arabinofuranosidase activity. Bases 1 to 1923 code for a protein of 640 amino acids. The record is from RefSeq and is a predicted model, not a curated record. The transcript has 4 exons. Gene Ontology annotation, biological process: L-arabinose metabolic process. Lineage: Eukaryota; Fungi; Ascomycota; Eurotiomycetes; Eurotiales; Aspergillaceae.
AUGAAGUCAGGAACGGCGGUUUUUUCAAGCCUGGGUGCGGCGAUAUCCAUCGCUUUGGCGACAUGCGGCGCGGAAGCGUUGACCCAUGAUCGCACUGGCUCCGGGUUGGUGAGCCUGGCGGUCGCAAAAGAUGGUGGGAACAGGUCCAGCCCGCUGCUGUAUGGAGUGAUGUUCGAGGAAAUGGACCAUUCAGGUGAUGGCGGUAUUCACGGACAGCUGCUCCAAAACAAUGGAUUCCAAGGGUCCAGUCUUGGAAUGACAUCCUAUGCUCCAGUGGGAGAUGCGCAAAUUUCUCGAGAUACGUCGAAGCCCGUGAGCACGGCAAUCAAGUCAUCGCUCAGUGUCUCGGUGCCGGAAGAUGCAACAAGCUAUGUGGGAUUUGCAAAUACUGGUUACAACGGAGUACCGGUCAUGAACACGACCUACAACACGUCCUUCUGGAUGAUGGGUGACUAUUCAGGUGCUAUCAACAUUCAGCUACUUGGGUCGCAUAGCGGCAUCGUAUACGCGGAUCACAAUCUCACCGUCCAGAGCACGGCCGCCAAGUUCACACAAUUCAGUACAACAUUUGACUCAAAGCCGUCUCCGGAUGGAGAUAAUGAGUGGCACUUGACCUUUGAUGGAUCAAAGGUUGCUGGCAGCUCGUUGAGCUUUGGCUAUAUUCAAUUAUUCCCGCCCACGUACCAUGACAGGGAGAAUGGGUUACGCAAGGAUUUAGCCACGGUUUUGGCAGAGGUCAACCCAACGGUCCUCCGGUUUCCAGGGGGCAAUAACAUUGAGGGAUUGCAGGUUGACAGCCGGUGGAAGUGGAACACAACGAUUGGCCCCCUUAUCGACCGACCUGGCAGAGAGAGUGACUGGUUUUACCCAAACUCCGACGCUCUUGGCCUAGAUGAAUAUCUAUGGUGGUGCGAAGACAUGAAGAUGACCCCCCUUCUGGCUGUCUGGGCUGGCAAGUCCUACGGAGACAUUAUAUCAGGAUCUGAUCUUGAGCCGUAUGUGGACGACAUUAUGAAUGAGCUGGAGUAUCUUCUCGGGAGCUCGACUACGCAAUACGGAAAACUGCGGGCACAAAACGGACGCAGGGACCCAUGGAAAAUUGACUAUGUGGAAAUUGGAAACGAAGAUGAUCUUACGGGUGGAUGUGCUACCUACCCUGAUCGCUUCAAUCAAAUUUACAAGGCAAUCCAUGACAAGUAUCCCCAUAUUACGCUUGUUGCGUCGAAUGGAGAUUAUCGCUGCCUCCCAUCACCUUUACCCGAGGGCGUCAUUAUCGACUUGCAUCUCUACCGGCAGCCAGACGAUUUUGUGGCCUUGUUCAAUCAGUUUGACAAUCAACCCCGGAAUCAGUCCGUGAUGGUGGGCGAAUACGGUUGUCGGAAUACGUCAGAUGCCAAAGGCACGUACCGGUCAUACAUUCAAGGUAGUUGUAGUGAGGCAGUGUAUAUGAUGGGCAUGGAGCGAAACAGCGAUAUUGUGCAGAUGGCAGCGUACGCGCCGAUGUUGGAGCACUUUGGACUCAUUGCAUGGUCGCCCACACUGUAUGGAUUCGACUCUAGUCCGGGUUCAAUGACACCAUCAACCUCUUAUUAUGUCCAAAAAAUGUUUGCAUCCAACAAAGGGGACACUAUUCUGCCAGUGAACUCGUCCUCGGAUUUUGGACCCCUGUAUUGGGUGGCCUCGAAGACGAAUUCGACUUAUUAUGUCAAGCUGGCUAAUUACGGUGCGGACGAGCAGAAUGUUACUGUCAGCAUUCCAGACACCAACUCAGGAAGACUGGAAAUGCUCGCUGGGUCCCAGCUUCAAGGAAAUCGGCCUCAUGAUAUCUCGAUUCAAACGGUGAUAACUAAGGUUCAGAACGACAGUGGGAACUAUACGGUGAAUAUGGCACCUUGGGCCGUCGCCGCUUUGGCUGUUUCAUGA